This is a messenger RNA of Hypomesus transpacificus, 2147 nucleotides long. RefSeq names its product zinc finger protein 883-like. NCBI's taxonomy places the organism in Eukaryota, Metazoa, Chordata, Actinopteri, Osmeriformes, Osmeridae. The record is from RefSeq and is a predicted model, not a curated record. The coding region runs from base 113 to 1687 and encodes 524 amino acids. The transcript has 2 exons.
AUCACCGGAACAACUUCAGUUGUUUACAUCCGGCUAGAAAGAACUCGCUUGAAGGAGAAAGAUAAGUUCUUCGUGCUAGUUUUGUAAAAUAUCCGAGUUUUUAACCACAAAAAUGUCUAAACUAAAUUUGUUCAGGGAUUUUAUCACUCAGAGAUUAACAACGGCCACUAUGGAGGUAUUUAGGGCAGCUGAAAAGUCGUUUGCCGAGUUCGAAGGGGAGAUUUCUCGUUCGAGAGAGGAGAGCGCGCGACUGCAACAGUUGUUGGACAAUGUUACUCAACCUGAUAUCAAGCUUCAUCGAACAGAUGUGCAGCAGCUCUCUUUCCUGGAGCCCCCACAGAUUAAAGAGGAACAGGAGCUCUGGACCAAUCAGGAGGAAGAGCAGCUCCAAGGACUGCAGUCUGAAACUACACACUCCACGUUCACUUCUACCAGUGUGAAACAUGACUGGGAUCAGGAGGACUUUACUGAAUGUUCAUAUCUUGUCCAAACUGUUAAAGUGGAGAACGGUGAAGGAAACUUUCUACCCACCAACACAACUGUGGAACAAAUCAAUGCAGAACCUUGUGUACAAGACUAUGCAGCACCAGAACCAGGCAGUGACUCUCAAAACAAUGAGGCUCUGCCAAGGGAAAAUAUGCACCCCACAGAGAAAACAAUACAUCAAUGUCAACAGUGUAACAAAACUUUUGGUCGAAAAGGUGCUUUGGUUUUUCAUAUGAGGACACACACAGGAGAGAAACCUCAUCAAUGUCAGGAAUGUAACAAAAGAUUUCGUAUUAAGUCAGAUUUGGUUAUGCACAUAAGGACACACACAGGAGAUAAGCCAUAUCAGUGUCAACAAUGUAACACACGUUGUAGUAAGAAGUCAGAUUUGGUCGUGCACAUUAGGACACACACAGGAGAGAAACCUUAUCGGUGUCAGGAAUGUAGCAAACAAUUUGCUCGAAGUGAUACGCUUGUUAAACACAUGAGGACACACACAGGAGAGAAACCAUAUCAAUGUCAACAAUGUGACAAAUCGUUUCGGCGUCCGUCUAUUUUGAUCGAACACAUGAGGAAACAUACAGGGGGGAAACCAUAUCAGUGUCAACAUUGUGUCAAACUGUUUAGUAAGAAGUUUGAUUUGGUUGUGCACAUGAGGACACACACAGGAGAGAAACCUUAUCAAUGUCAGGAGUGUAACAAACCAUUUGCUCGAAGUGGUACUCUGGCUGAACACAUGAGGACACACACAGGAGAGAAACUGCAUCAGUGUCAACAAUGUAACAGAUCGUUUCAGCGUCCGUCUAUUUUGAUUGAACACAUGAGGAAACAUACAGGGGGAAAACCAUAUCAGUGUCAACAUUGUGUCAAACUGUUUAGUAAGAAGUCAGAUUUGGUUGUGCACAUGAGGACACACUCAGGAGAGAAACUUUAUCAAUGUCAGGAGAGUAACAAACCAUAUGCUCGAAGUGGUACUCUGGCUGAACACAUGAGGAAACACGCAGGAGAGAAACCAUUUCAAUGUCAACAUUGUAACAAAUUGUUUGCUCAGAAGGGUCAUCUGGUUGAACACAUAAGGACACACACAGGAGAGAAACCAUUUAAAUGUCAGGAAUGUAACAAACUAUUUUCACAAAGCAGUUCUUUGUAUACACAUAUGAGGACACACAAGAAAGCAGCCAUGUCAGUGUCAACAAUGUAACACAUCUUUUUCAAGGAGGCUGGGGCCUAUACCACAAAGUAAAGGGGGUCUCUGAGGAGUGACUAUGCACACCAGUAAUGAUAAUUGAUCUCCGGGAUAAAAGUAUUCCGGCACUGUGCCGGAUCUCUGGCGUGCGGCAAAUUUUUUUUUUUGGGGGGGGCACUUGCAUGCGGUUUAAUAUUUGAGUCAGUUGAUUUCCCCUACCAAUCAUAAGAGGAACGCGGCUAUAACUACCGUUACAAGCCUACCAGAAGCAGAGCAGGGUGGGUCCUAGCUACACAGUGUGAAAAUGAGAUCCAUACGUCACGUUAGUGUUAUUGGUGAAAGCAUGGAGCGCAAAUUCAUUUAGCCUUGGGGAUGAUGUCUUAAGGCCGAUUUAUACUUCUGCGUCUCCGUUAACGAACAGACGCACGCACGGAGUCGGACGGAUUGGUUGAAUUUAUACUACUCCGACGGCUCU